AUACUGUAAAGCCUUGACCUGCUUCUAUAAAGUGCCUUGACAUAACUUACGUUAUGAUUUGGUGCCAUAUAAUUAAAAUUGAAGUGAAGUGAGCUGGUCCUACAGCCCCACUCGAGGCUUACCUGUGGCCUCACCAGGACGCUUGGAGUACUUUCUGAGAUCUUGGACAGAUGUCGACCUCUGGCGUCAAAACUUCGCCAAGAAGUUUUCCCCUGUUAACUUGACGCGCCUGCCACGUAGCUCUAACUUCCUGAAGAACCAGCGACUUCCCAGCAGCAUCUUCAGUUGUUUAACACGCUCUCUGCUCAUGGUUAGUCCAGUUUUCCUCCCGGAGGUCUCGGAAGCGACAAGACCUAGGUUCACCGCGGACUGAGGAGCCCUCAGACCUCAGACUGCUGCAUCUGUGUGUCCCGUCACAGCGGCCUCCGCCUCCCGGUUCCUGUCCGGACAGAUGGUCUAUGGUUGCACGACGAUGUCCAGUCCUGCAGUCUGACUGGGAUUUGUUCAUAACGCGACAGAAGCAAUGGGUUGUUCCAUUCUGCUGUUGGCCAGCUUGGUGUCCACCCUGGGAGGUCUGGUCUUUGGUUAUGAGCUUGGCAUCAUCUCUGGUGCCUUGUUGCAGCUGAAGGUGGAGUUCAGGCUCUCAUGUGUCCAGCAGGAGGCUCUGGUUAGUUCUUUGUUGAUUGGAGCUCUACUGGCCUCCACUGUGGGAGGCUGCCUGAUUGACCGACAUGGCCGCAGGAUCGCCAUCCUCCUCAGCAACAUCCUGAUCCUGACCGGCAGCCUGGUCCUGCUCAUCAGUUCCUACCCUGCACUGGUGGUGGGCAGAGUCACAGUGGGCUUCGCCAUGUGUAUAUCUUCUAUGUCCUGCUGCAUCUUUGUGUCUGAGAUGGUUUCCCCGGAUCACAGGGGCUUUCUGGUGACACUGUAUGAAGCUGGGAUCACUGUUGGCAUCCUGGCAGCUUAUGCCAUCAACUAUUUCCUGUCUGAAACCAGGGGAGGGUGGAGAUGGAUGUUUGGAUUUGCUGUGGUUCCGACUUUGGUUCAGCUGGUCUCUAUCUGGUUUCUUCCAUCCAGCACUAAGGACUCUGUAAGCCAUGCCUGCUGUCAGGCUGAGAGAUACCUUAUGAGUCACACUGAAACCCCAGAGGAAGAGGACUCCACCUGGGAAACCAAGAAGGUUCAGUAUAACAGCUGCUCGCUGUUCCAGUGUAAAGACAACAUGAGGACUCGGACUGUCAUCGGACUGGGACUGGUGCUGUUUCAACAGUUCACAGGUCAGCCGAAUGUCCUUUUCUACGCCUCCACCAUCUUCCACUCAGUGGGUUUUCAGAGUGACGCCUCAGCGGUGCUGGCCUCUGUGGGCCUUGGGCUGGUCAAAGUGAUUGCCACUCUAACCUCCAUGGUGUUUUCAGACAGGCUGGGCAGGAGGCCUCUGCUCAUCAGUGGAUGCACUGUUAUGGCUGUGUGUCUGAUGACCAUUGGAAUGCUCAGUGGACAGUCAGUGAUGAACACUCAGAGGCCGUGUGAUUCUGAGUUCAGUGUUAACAUGACAGACCUGCCUCAUUUACCUGCUGGUCACAGGCCAGUUGUUGACACGCCUCUUGAUGAGAGCUUCAGGCUUCUUAAUACCAACACACAAGAUGAAAAUGUUGUAUUUGAUAAAUCUGGACCAAAACCACUGGAACCUGCUCCAGAGUCUUCGAGCAUCAUUGUGAACUGGAUCAUUCUGCUGUGUAUGAUGGCUGUGGUCAGUGCGUACUCCAUCGGAUUUGGACCAAGUUCGUAUAAUUUCCUGUCUGAAACCAGGGGAGGGUGGAGAUGGAUGUUUGGAUUUGCUGUGGUUCCGACUUUGGUUCAGCUGGUCUCUAUCUGGUUUCUUCCAUCCAGCACUAAGGACUCUGUAAGCCAUGCCUGCUGUCAGGCUGAGAGAUACCUUAUGAGUCCCACUGAAACCCCAGAGGAAGAGGACUCCACCUGGGAAACCAAGAAGGUUCAGUAUAACGGCUGCUCGCUGUUCCAGUGUAAAGACAACAUGAGGACUCGGACUGUCAUCGGACUGGGACUGGUGCUGUUUCAACAGUUCACAGGUCAGCCGAAUGUCCUUUUCUACGCCUCCACCAUCUUCCACUCAGUGGGUUUUCAGAGUGACGCCUCAGCGGUGCUGGCCUCUGUGGGCCUUGGGCUGGUCAAAGUGAUUGCCACUCUAACCUCCAUGGUGUUUUCAGACAGGCUGGGCAGGAGGCCUCUGCUCAUCAGUGGAUGCACUGUUAUGGCUGUGUGUCUGAUGACCAUUGGAAUGCUCAGUGGACAGUCAGUGAUGAACACUCAGAGGCCGUGUGAUUCUGAGUUCAGUGUUAACAUGACAGACCUGCCUCAUUUACCUGCUGGUCACAGGCCAGUUGUUGACACGCCUCUUGAUGAGAGCUUCAGGCUUCUUAAUACCAACACACAAGAUGAAAAUGUUGUAUUUGAUAAAUCUGGACCAAAACCACUGGAACCUGCUCCAGAGUCUUCGAGCAUCAUUGUGAACUGGAUCAUUCUGCUGUGUAUGAUGGCUGUGGUCAGUGCGUACUCCAUCGGAUUUGGACCAAUGACCUGGAUUCUUCUGAGUGAAAUAUUUCCAGCUGCUGUCAGAGGAAGAGCCUUCGCUUUCACCAGCUGCUUCAACUGGGCUGCCAACCUGUUGAUCACAUGCACUUUCCUCAAUGUUAUUGAUAGGAUCGGUUUGUCAAAGGUGUUUUUCCUGUACGGGGUGACCGCUGUGGCAGCUGGGAUCUUCUUCUACUUCCUGCUGCCAGAGACCAAAGGGAAGACUCUGGAGCAGAUAGACCAGGAGCUGCGUUUGAACAGGUUUCACCAUGGUGAGCAGUGCUGUGGCUGCAUUAGCCGCAGACAGACCUCCCCACAGUACCAGCAAGUGCACUGUCAGGUGAGCCCCUCAGGGUGAACAGAGACAUCACUACACAUACUGAGGACUCUGCAGGAACAAAGAGGUCCAUCCCACUCUGACAGCUGAUGACUGAAACACUGAAACUUGUGUGUGUAUCUUUAUGAAACUUGUUGAUAAAGUGUGUUUUCUUCAUGUGUUUUGAUCAGAUCAAAGUGACACUGUUUUUAGGAUUUAAACAUUUUUUACAACAUGAUCUUAUUUUCAUACUUGGACCAAUGUGUCUGAUAUUUCUGUUUAUUUGGCAGCAUUGGUCCACAUAGCUUCAUACUGUAGGUCCAGGGUUUGUCCUGAUCAAUCUGCAGUCUAAACAACCAAUCCUCCAACCUGAACAACCGUACAAGUUGUUUUUCAACCCUCUGAUUCGACCCACAUGAAUGUCUCCUGAAAAAGCACCCCCACAUUGACAAGUAUACUUGCCUUCAUCACCAAGUUUGGUCAAGUUUUAGGAAAAGAUGGUGAUUUGGGUUAAAAUAAGUACUUCCUCAACAUUAGAUGAUCUUUGUUGUCAUGGUUACAAUAAAAACAACGUUGUUACUUUUGUUGGACAGUCAUGGAUAAGAGAAACGACAUAAACAGCUACUUUCACUUGGGAAUCAAACACCCAUCUCUUGUGUCAUAUUCAUCCAUCCACCACAACCUACUCCUGACAUGGACUUUGUCUCUCUUUAUACUACAUCUCCUGUCAUGAUUACUAUGACCACUAGAUGUCGCCUAGCAAUAAAACGUACCUAUGGGUAAUAAUAACCUGCUGCACAGACGACCUAUGGGCUCGCUUUGUACAGGAGGACAGUAACAUAUGUACCAUGUGACCACCUCAUGCUGUGGUUUCUUGCCACUCUGAUCUGUCAACUAUCAGAGAUGAAAAUCUUAGAAACAUAACUUCAGAUGUGAAAAAUGUGGAUUAGAUUUUACAGGUAAAACUGUACCUGUGUAUCUUUACUGGGUUUUUCUUCAGGUAUUUGCAGUCCUUUAGGUUGUGUUAUCUUGAUUCAGUUGAUCUCUGAUCUCUACUACAGAGGAACAUACCAGGACAAGAUUGAGUCUAAACAAAACAUUUAUUAACUGUUAACACAAGAUAAAUAAAACCAGUAAUAAUCAACUAAAAAUGCAUAGUGGAGCAAAGGAACAAUGUUCACCAGCAGCUGAUAAAAGUGUAGUAAUGAGCUCAUCAGUAAACUGAAACCUGUAGUUUCAAAGGUAGAGAUACUCAUACAUGUUUUUAUUUCUUCACAAAACACUCCUCUGCCCUGAAUCACCUGUUAGUAAUCCAGAUUGCUGCAGCUGUACUUCUAAUAGAUCAAAUAGAUGGUCUCAUUCCACGUCCAUAUUCACUUCCCUUCAUGGGCUUCCUGUUACGUUCACUCAGCCCUGAAGCUAAACCCACUGUCCCACUCACCUCUUUAAAGACAUUUGAGGCUUCAGCUCCACACUGAUGAGAGCGCUACCUGCUGAUUCUGUGGACUCAUCUAAAAAGCAGCUACAGAUGAAUCUAUUAAAAAUCCCCUUUAGGUGAUCUGUGCACACUAGGUGUGUUCCUUAUGUGUUUGUUGGGACUCAGUCAUUCAAUAGACCAAAUGUUUCUUUGCUCCACUGGACAAAGGAAUUCACACCCCACAGUUCCUCACGGUUCACACCUGGGGAUGACCCUUCCCCCCCACGGACCCCACUGGCCAGCCAGUGUGGGCCAGCGUGUGACAUGUGACCCCCUAAGGUGUCACCAAACAAAACCAGUCUUCUAGACCCCUUCUCUCUCUCUUCCCUUCUUGGCUUGCUCUGGAGAGCAGCUCCAGCCCUCUCCUCUCGGUUCUUCAAAGGGCAACAAGGCCCCAGCCCAGGUCAGCUCUGCUACCUGAGAAACCAGCUCUCCCUCGCCGGCCUGCUCACAGCAGCCUGCAACCACUCUUCUCCUCAACAACAGCGACCUGCUUCGGAUUAACUGUGAGUGAACCAAAUCCUCUUCAGAAUCAGCAGCUACGACACAAGGCUAGCUGAUUUUCCAAGCAACAGGAGUCGUAGCACAGUUAGCUUGGAACAGCUAACUCUGUGAGGAGGACAAAGGAGAUAACGGCAAGCAACACAGCCAGACAGGACUUUACUCCACCAGGAAACCCCCCAACUCACUGGACUUUACAAAACACUGGAAAGGAUCUCUUUGCUUGUUCCAAGGAUUGGGUAACGUUAACGGACUGGGCCUAACCUCUCCCAGCACAGCAUAGCUAAUCAGCAGAAGUCUUAACUUGUUAAUGUACUUGUUGAUUGAUGUCUUGUUGUUGUAAUGUUUGCUUAGGUCGUGGUCAGUCAUACAGUUAAUCGAGUACUCGUAUGUUCACACACAUAGCAGUACGUCUCAGUCCUAGAACCUGCAUGAAGCUAACCUUCCCCCUCUAACCUGGUACCAUUAGAUUACAUGAGCUAGGCUAACAAAGAAACUCACACCCUCCCUCUCACACACACUAGGUGGUCUCAGCGGCCAUUUUAGUAGUUUCUUUGUUUACCGCCAUCUUUGUAGUCUUCUUUGUUCAGGUCAUGUGGUCACAGUGACCACUUUGAGUCGGCCAUCUUGCCUUUGUCUGUGUCCCCACAGACACACACACACACACACACACACACACACACACCUGUAUAUGCUAGAUUAGACAUUGUACUUUACUCUGCUCCAUUGUAAAUAAAUGCCUUUUAAGUAUAACUACUGGUGUCUUUAAUGUUGCACAAGCGUGAAUAUUGCCAACCUCUACUCGGUAGAAUUCCAAUCCUUCAACUGUAACUUACUAUUGAUUUGGUAAUUUGGUAAUAGUUAGUAAGCUAAUGGUUAAUCAGAGUUCCAGAUUAAUGGUAAUAAAUUGAGACUAAAACCAUAUUGGCUAUUUUGCCUAUUAGUUUAGGCUGGUGCCCCGUGAACUUUAAUUCAUUUUAAAGAUAUUAUUUAAUAUUAAUAUUUUUAAUAUUAAUAUUUCCUUAAUUUGUGAUAGCCAAUAAAUUGAUAAACAACCGAAAUCUAACACAUUUGGUGUCCAGCUCAUGAGGUAGAGUACUGUUAACAUAAUGGUGCCGCCCGUGUGAGGCCGAGUACUAAUGAUUUCCAGUUACUAAUAGAGCUCAGACCCAACAUGUUUUACUGGAUUUUGGAUUUCAUUAUAUUUUAUUGUAUUGUAUUCCUCUGUGUGUGUUCUCUAUGUUUUUUGCACUUUGACUGAUUAUUAUUAUUAUUUACCUGUUCAAGUAAACAACCUUUGAAGCACUUUGUGGCUCAUGUCUGUGUAAAAUGGUGUCUAUAAAUAAAGUUUACUUACUGAGAGGUCUAAAGUUUAAGAAUAAAAUAGAGAUAUUACUGUCCACAUCAACCCAGUAUUGUAUGUAUUAGGUCAUCAUGUAGAGAUCAUGUGAAGAAACAAUCCUAAUCAUAUGAAGGGAGAUUAUACAGUAGGUCUUUAAACAUAAAUAAAAAGACGACUGUUGUUUAUAGGAUCCCGAUUAGAACCUGUUCAUAGAUGGUAUGGUCUGAUUUUUCGAUUUUGGCCUCAUACUUUAGAUUUCACUACCUGAUCAUUCUGCAGGACAUAAACUCUUUCAUAAAAACAUGUUGAGUGAUAUUAACUGGUCAUAUGGAGCUUCACGUUAUGUCAACAAUGUGACCGAGUGUUAUCGGAAGAGAGGAAGGGUGUGUGUGUGUGUGUGUGUAUGUGAAACUUUAUUCAUGCGCUUAUUUACAAUAUAUCCUUCGUCUGACUUUAAUAAUUAUAAAUAAUUUCGUGUUUCUAUUAUCUUGUGAUCAUAUUGUCUUCUUUUCACCUUGUUGAGUAUUGUCACACCGCGGUGAGGUCAAGUUGGGUUUUUGUCCUGUCUCCAUGUUUUGUCUUGUCAUUUCCUGUUUUAUUUUGAAAAAGUAACUCUCCUCUCGUUUCAGGUCACUUGCUCUUCCUCACGUGUCACCGGUCUGAUUGUCUUCCCUGAUUCACGAUUGUGUCCACCUGUUCCCCAUUACCCUCAUGUGUUCAAAUAGUCAGCGUCUCCCUUUGUCUUGUGCCAGUGUGUUCGUCUUCGUGCAUGUGCAUUCACCCCAGCCUUUUUCACAGUUUGGACCAAAGUCAUUGUCACAGAUUUUGACGGUUUCCUCGAAGAGAGAGAUUUUUUGUUGUAAGUUUUACAUCUUAGUUUAGUCUCCAUAGUUAAUGCUUGCAUAGCCUUUUGUUUCCUUCGUGUGGAGUGAUUAUUAUUUACUUUUUUAUAUAAUAGUGCCUCCAGUUUUCAGGAGAGUUUUUGUUGAUUCUAUUUCAUCUUUUUGUUACUUAUUUUUCCUCUGUAGCGAGAGUGAUUUUCUGUUAACGUUUUAUGUAGUCUUUUCCUCCCUUAUUGGAGCGAUUAUUAUUUUGGUAAUUUGUUAAACCACGCUUCUUCUUUAAGAAGCGCGUCAGAGGUAAUAUUUCAUAGCCUGCGUUUAUUUCUCUGUCUUAGAGUUUAGAACCUGAAUUUCCCAAUAAAGACUCUGAUACCCUG
Seriola aureovittata is the source of this 7447-nucleotide messenger RNA. RefSeq names its product solute carrier family 2 member 10 (gene slc2a10). Gene Ontology annotation, biological process: transmembrane transport. NCBI's taxonomy places the organism in Eukaryota, Metazoa, Chordata, Actinopteri, Carangiformes, Carangidae. Gene Ontology annotation, cellular component: membrane. Gene Ontology annotation, molecular function: transmembrane transporter activity. The transcript has 7 exons. The record is from RefSeq and is a predicted model, not a curated record. Bases 524 to 2950 code for a protein of 808 amino acids.